Messenger RNA from Alligator sinensis (Chinese alligator), 525 nucleotides. RefSeq names its product ABRA C-terminal like (gene ABRACL). NCBI's taxonomy places the organism in Eukaryota, Metazoa, Chordata, Crocodylia, Alligatoridae. The record is from RefSeq and is a predicted model, not a curated record. The transcript has 3 exons. Gene Ontology annotation, biological process: regulation of actin filament-based process. Bases 75 to 320 code for a protein of 81 amino acids.
GCAUCUCUUGAAAUAGACUUUUUGGGCCCUGGUCCUGCAACAAGCUUUUCAAGAAAGCAGGCUUUCAGACAACAAUGAAUGUGGAACAUGAAAUAAACCUCUUAAUUGAGGAGAUUCGGCGACUGGGGACCAAAAAUGCUGAUGGAAAAAUGAGUGUGAAGUUUGGCGUGCUCUUUGCUGAUGAAAAAUGUGCCAACCUCUUUGAAGCCCUAGUGGGAACUCUUAAGGCUGCAAAACGAAGAAAGAUUGUUACUUACCCAGGAGAGCUGCUUUUACAAGGUGUUCAUGACAAUGUUGACAUUUUAUUAUUGCAGGACUAAUGCAAAUUGCACUUAUUCUAUGCAUUAGUUAAUAUGUUUCAGGUAAAAUGAUUUGCAGAAUUUUCAGAUCAAUGGAAAUCAUGCUAAUGUGUUUGAAUGCAAUUUUCUAUAUCUUUAUAGUCACAAGGAAACUGCUAUUUUGGAAAUCUAUUUCUUUUUGUAUUCUUUCUGUGAACAGUACUGUACUGCAAGGUAAAAGAUCCAA